Molecule: messenger RNA, 3668 nt
Organism: Pomacea canaliculata
Lineage: Eukaryota; Metazoa; Mollusca; Gastropoda; Architaenioglossa; Ampullariidae
Product: manganese-dependent ADP-ribose/CDP-alcohol diphosphatase-like
Exons: 3
Coding region: 1513-2574 (353 amino acids)
Molecular function (GO): ADP-ribose diphosphatase activity; 2',3'-cyclic-nucleotide 2'-phosphodiesterase activity; CDP-glycerol diphosphatase activity
Source: RefSeq, a predicted model, not a curated record
CUUUCUGAACAAGGUUCAGAAAAGUUUUUUUUUUUUUCCACUGGGUGUUGACUGAUGCAUGCAAGUUAGAUGCCAUGCCACCCACAUUUUUAAAUUCACAGCUCUCGUAGAUAUAGAGGCUUGUAGUUGAUUUUUAUUUUCAAAUCACAGCAGGAUGGGGAAAUUUUUAUGCUCCAUCAAGGUCUUUUUAAAUAGGAACAAACAUCCUUCACUGAUAUGAAUACUUUUUUUUUACAACAAACCUUUUGUUUUAUUUUUCACUUUCAUCAUGAGACCUUGGUACAAACACUUUAUUCAAACAAGAGAAUAUAGUCUAACAUGCUGUUUUGUACUGAAACAAGCAUACAUUUCUGGUAUUUCACAGGGUCAGCCACUUCCACUCACUGGUAAAGUAAAGUAAUGGAUUUACAGAGGUGCACUCAAAAUAUCUUAGGAUCUGAAGACUGGUUACGGCCGUCCAUCAUUUUUAAAUAAAAAUUAUUUUACUGCUCAUUUGUAGAAGUUGAAUAUCAAUUACACUUUUGAAAAACUAUUUCAAUCAAGCCCUUUAAACUUUUUAAGGUAAAUAUUUAAUUUAUAAGUUAAAAGGAGUCAUACAAAUUAAAACUUCAAGAGUGAAGUUUUUCCCUGUAAAUAAGUAGAUUUCCUAACAAAUCGUGUACAAGAAUCUGUAAAUUAAAAAACUUUCACACAAAAAAAGUUUCAAAUUGCACUUAAAACUAUAGUAAAAUAAAAUGUCAGUGGCAUUACAACUGAUAGCACAACUCCAUCUGCUUCAAUGUCCCAUGAAAGGAAACCAGUAGCAUAGGCGUUUAGAAUGGGAGCAUACAAUCAGCGAAUGGACCAGCAUGGUCAUUACAAGCCAUAGGCCACACAUAGUCUUAAGAAUAGAGUCUUCUACCACUUAUAGGUAAUUCCAUAUCAGGGAUGUUAUCUGGUAUGGUAGCUGAAUAGUACCAAGACUUUGCAUAAGACCACCUAGUUCGAGGAAUUCCGUAAGUAUAAGAUAAGGUUCAGUCCCUUUGCUCUCCCAUGAAAAUUGUGAUCAUGUUCAAGGCUAAAAACUUAUAUUUACGAACUUUUAAGCACCUAUACAUCCCUACAGCGAACGUACGCACUCAGCUCGCCCUUGUGUAAUCGGCUUGUUAACGUUUCAUAUCAUGGUUCAAGGCUAAGCUAACUACUGUCAUACAUCCAUAAAAACUUAUUCGAAUGGUCAAGCCGUUGAGGGUUCCGGAAGAACACGUAAAUGCGGCCAACGCGAAAUUUACGAGGGGAAGGUACUCUGUGAUAAAGAGUAACAUCCUCUUGGUCCACUUUCGUCUGCUAGCUGUCUUCAGAUGCCCUUUUUAUAGCCCCAGUUUUGGCUGUCUUUUUAAACUAUACUUUUACUUAAAUCAGUAGUGAUCUUUUUUUACAACAGGCAACUCAAAAAUUCUUCCUAAGAGUAAUUUCAAACAUUUCUAAAGCGAUUAAACACUUGGCAUAGUUCUUUGGACUUCCGGUGAAUAAAUGCAUGCUAUCACGACUGUCGGGAGAUCGAUGGCAGAACAAAGGUGCCACCUCAUCUUUGGACUUAUAGCCGAUAUCCAGUAUGCCGACAGUGACGAUGGUUACAACUACAGAAAAACAAGGCGACGUUUCUAUCGUGCUGCGCUGACUCUUCUAAUGAAAGCUGUUGCUGACUGGAAGGCCAACAGGCCCGACAUGAAAUUUGUGCUCCAACUAGGUGACAUCAUUGAUGGUAUCAACAGAAGACAGAAUGGAAUGGGUGCUGCUUCCAAGGCAUUAAAUACAGUUCUGGCGCCAUUUGAUGAUCUGGCAUGUCCCACAUAUCACAUGGUGGGCAAUCAUGAUCUCUAUAACUUUCAGCGGCUGGAGAUCUUUGGAUCAGACCUCAACAGUAGCAAGCUUCCCAGUGUGCAAGGUGUUUCCGGUGAACUGUAUUACUCUGUUCUGGUGCACUCAUGCCUGCGUAUAAUAGUGUUGGACACAUAUGAUGUAAGUGUCCUAGGCUAUCAAGAUCAUCAAGAUCACCCUCAUUACAAAACAGCUGUGGCUCUACUGGAGAAAUUUAACUUCAAUAAAGACAAAAACUCAUCUGAUGGACUUAAAGGAAUGGAUAAGCGCUUUGUAGCUUGGAAUGGAGGUGUAGGGGAGAAGCAGCUAGCCUGGCUUGAUGAGCAGCUGACUGAUGCUGAUUCCAAGCAACAAAAUGUUCUUAUCUGUGGUCACAUACAGCUGCAUGCAGAAGACAUCUAUGAUGUACUUUGCCUUCUAUGGAAUUAUCAAGAGGUGCUAGCAGUCUUACAUGCUCACAGAUGUGUGGUGGGUUGUGUAGCUGGCCAUGAUCAUGAUGGUUCCCUCACAGUUGAUUCUGCUGGUAUUUCACACUUGGUUCUAAAUGGGGUGAUAGAAACUGACUCCAGCACAAAUGCUUAUGCCACUGCUUUUCUAAAGGACAAAACUUUAGAAAUUCAAGGUGCUGGGAUUGUGCCCUCGGUUACAAUGCCGCUGAGAUAUUUUGCUGGCAAAAAUAUAGCUGGUCCUUAUUUAAGCGGGGCUAAUCUGUAGGUUAUUUUCUAGUAUUGAUCAGAGAGUUCUCUGGAGGCACUGACCACAUAAUUUAUUUUGAUCUACAUCACCACUUAGCAGAUGUUUCCUCAUGACCUGUAUGCCACUCCCAUUUAUCAUUGAAUAAAACAGUUGCUGUCACAGUAGGCACUCUUCAGAAAAAAAGUUCAAAUGAAACAGGGUAAUGACUUUCUGCAAAUUAACAGUUAUCAUAAACUUGUUAUAGUAGGUUCACUUUAGAAAAAAACGGACCAAAGUUUGCUUCAAAAAAAUGUUGAUUGUUAUAGUAGGUUCACUUUAGAAAAAACAGACCAAAGUUUGCUUCAAAAAAAUGUUGAUUGUUAUAGUAGGUUCACUUUAGAAAAAACAGACCAAAGUUUGCUUCAAAAAAAGUUGAUUUUAUAUAAAGCAUAAUUAUUCCGCCUGAUAUUUUGAUAGAAUUUUUUUUUAUUUUAAAAUUCUUUUCAACUUGGUUGGUUUCUACUUUUAAUGAAACCGUCAACUGCAUCAACCUUAUUUUCAAGUAAUUUGAAUAAUUUAUCCUAUUAUACCCAUUUGUAAUCCACAUUUUACCAUUCAAAUUUGUUGUUCACCAUAAUGUGCAGAUGUUUAUGCUGUGAUUAAUAAGAUAUAUUUUUCUAAUAAAAUUAAAGAUCGCAGUUUUGUUUUAUUUGUCAGCACAACCGACAUGUAUGGAUGUGUGAGUAUGUUUGUAAAUGUGUAGUAGGUUGCAUACCAUAAUCUGUAGUCUUGUCAUCAAUAGGAAAGAGGUGAUGACAUCCUUGAAGCUAAUCUGGAUAAAAAAAUUACUUUAAAUAAGUGGUUUUUGAUUCAUUGAGACACUAACUUCAAAAAUUGAAUUCUGUGUUCCUUUUACAAACUACAAUUUGUUGAACACAAUUCUCACUUGGAAAGAUUUUAAGACUUCAUUCCUUACACUGGCAUAAAAAUAGGCAAAGUGGUAUGUUAAUGGCUCAUUAACAGAUGUUAUGCUCAAAGCUUUUGCAUUGAUGAGAGAAAGGGGCCAGAAAAUUUUUGAGGCAGCUUUUUCUCAAAACAAAAUCAAAACUUAAAAAAAAAAAAAACCCACAAAA